Molecule: messenger RNA, 573 nt
Organism: Truncatella angustata
Lineage: Eukaryota; Fungi; Ascomycota; Sordariomycetes; Amphisphaeriales; Sporocadaceae
Product: acyl-CoA N-acyltransferase
Exons: 2
Coding region: 1-573 (190 amino acids)
Biological process (GO): N-terminal peptidyl-methionine acetylation
Cellular component (GO): NatB complex
Molecular function (GO): protein-N-terminal amino-acid acetyltransferase activity
Source: RefSeq, a predicted model, not a curated record
AUGGUGACAUUCCGACGCUUCAAGCCCGAGGAUCUCAACAAGAUCUCCAUGUGUAACAUGGACCCUCUGACCGAGACCUACGAUGCGUCUUUCUACCUCCAGUACUACGCAAAAUGGCCACAGAUGUUCAUCGUGGCCGAGGACGACCAGGGCAACAUCGUUGCUUACAUCAUGGGUAAGCUCGAGUCCUCGCCGUCGUGGAUGAACCACUCGCCGCACUACCUGCCGUGGCACGCGCACAUCACGGCGCUGACGGUGUCGCCGGCGUACCGGCGCACGGGCAUCGGCAGCAUCCUGACGCGGCAGCUGGAGGAGGAGGCCGACGUGGGCGACGCAUACUUCAUGGACCUGUUCGUGCGGCGCAGCAACGAGCGCGCCAUCGCCUUCUACCGCCGCAGCGGCUACAGCGUCUUCCGCGUCGUCAGGGACUACUACGGCGACAACGUCGGCGACCCCUCGGCCUACGGCGAGGACGCCUACGACAUGCGCAAGAGCAUGAAGCGCGACCCCAAGGGCGAGCACGUCAGGGAGAACGGGGAGGCGUUUGAGGUUGACCCCGAGGAUGUGUUCUAG